Molecule: messenger RNA, 889 nt
Organism: Schistocerca gregaria
Lineage: Eukaryota; Metazoa; Arthropoda; Insecta; Orthoptera; Acrididae
Product: 60S ribosomal protein L8-like
Exons: 2
Coding region: 62-835 (257 amino acids)
Biological process (GO): cytoplasmic translation
Cellular component (GO): ribosome; cytosolic large ribosomal subunit
Molecular function (GO): structural constituent of ribosome; RNA binding
Source: RefSeq, a predicted model, not a curated record
AGUUUUGCGAUUGAUUUAAACGAUCACCGUCCAAACUCCUCUUUACCUUAGGUACUGUAUCAUGGGUCGUAUCAUCAGGGCGCAACGUAAAGGUCGUGGAAGUGUGUUCAAGGCUCACACUCACCACCGAAAAGGAGCCAGCAAACUUCGAGCGCUAGACUAUGCCGAGUCGAACGGAUUCAUCAAGGGUCUGGUUAAGCAAAUUGUUCACGAUCCUGGUCGUGGCGCCCCGCUCGCGCGCAUUCAAUUUCACAACCCGGUGUGUUACAAAAAGAGCGUCGAAACCAUGGUCGCAGUGGAAGGCAUGUUCGUUGGUCAGUCUAUAUAUGCAGGAAAAAAGGCUAAGUUGACAGUCGGAAAUAUUCUGCCACUCGAAUCCAUGCCCGAAGGUAUGAUCAUCUCCAACGUUGAAGAAAAGAUUGGAGAUCGAGGAGCUUUGGCGCGCGCAUCAGGUAGAUACGCAACGAUUGUGGGUCACAAUCCCGAGACCAAUCGAACAAUUAUCAAGCUUCCGUCUGGCAAGAAAAAAAUUGUUCACUCAAGGUGUCGUGCUAUGAUUGGUAUCAUAGCAGGCGGUGGGCGCACGGAAAAGCCACUACUCAAAGCAGGACGUGCAUACUAUAAAUACAAGGCCAAACGCAAUUGCUGGCCGGUUGUCCGCGGUGUAGCCAUGAAUCCAGUGGAACACCCUCAUGGUGGUGGUAACCAUCAACACGUUGGCCAUCCCACAACCGUUUCCAGACACGCACCUCCAGGACAGAAAGUGGGUCUAAUUGCGGCUAGACGCACUGGAAGACUUCGCGGUACACGUCUCGUUCAACAAAUAAAAUCUUGAGCAUUGUACGCGCAACUCGAUAAAAAAGUCAUACACGUCUCUUGGUGAUCCAAA